Molecule: messenger RNA, 1011 nt
Organism: Plasmodium vinckei vinckei
Lineage: Eukaryota; Apicomplexa; Aconoidasida; Haemosporida; Plasmodiidae
Product: Plasmodium exported protein, unknown function
Exons: 2
Coding region: 1-1011 (336 amino acids)
Source: RefSeq, a predicted model, not a curated record
AUGGAACAUAACAGUGAUAAAAUAGAUAAAAAGAAACAUUUUCUAAAAAUAAAAUUAUGCAUUUUUUCUAUUAUAAUAUUGGGGAUUCAAUAUUAUAACAAUGAUAAUGUAUCAUUUAAUAAUGUAGAAAUAAAUAAUAACUCAUUAAUCUUCCCGUUUAAAAAUGGUCGUAAUUUAGCUGGAUCACCAAAGCGUAAUAAUAAAUUAAAAAUAAAAACAAAAUAUAAGCCCGUUGAGAAGAAUGACACUGAAUCAGAUGAAGAAUCCGACGAUGACUCAGAUGAUGACUCAGAUGAUGACUCAGAAGAAGAAUCUGAUGAUGAUUCUGAGGAUGACUCUGAUGAUGAUUCUGAUGAAGAGUCAGAUGAUGAAAAAGCAAAAAAAAAAUAUAAAACUAAUAACAAAUCAGAAAGUAAAUCUUAUAAAAAAGUGAUUCAAGAAAACUAUGGUGAUUCAAGCGCUCAACACCCAACUUUUCCAUCAAAACAUGAGAUGGAAAAAAAGAAUAAUAAUUCACCACCUCCUGGCUUACUAAUACCCGGCCUACCAAUGCCAACGGAAGAUGAUAUAAAACAAAUGAUGCAAAUGUUUGGACAAGGAAUGCAACAAGAAAUGCCGAAACCAAGUAACAAUCGUGAUCAUACUAAAAAACAUAAUAAUAUGCCCCCACUACCACCUAUAAGUGAAUUACUACCAAUAAUGAAUAUGCUUGGUUUCCCGACUAUUUUACCUCCUAAUAAACCAUCGUCAAAUACAAAUUGUGAUUGUUCUAGCUGCAAAAAAGAUAAAAAAAAAAUUAGUAAAAAAAAAGGCGCUAAACCACAUAAUCUGCAUAUGUCUAUUAUAUCAUCUAUUAUUAAACAAGGCAUGGAAUAUCUUCCAGUACUAAUGCCAAUAUUGCCAACAUUUUUGUUAAUGUUUUUUGGAUCUAGAAUAGCAUAUGUAGUAUUAUAUACACUGUCUUUAUUAAAAGAUGCCUACAAUUUUAUACAAGUUAAAAGAAUUCAAUAA